GGAUCAAAUUGUUGAGAACUGUUGGUUCAACUAUUUGGUACGAACUUUCUCGUUUUUCAUUUAGUUGGGAAAUGAAUUGGUAGGAAAAAUAUUCGUCAUUGAAAUUCUUUUCUUCACUCCCGAGGUGAUUCACCCUCCAAGUGCUUUCUCUCUCUACCUACGUGUGUACACGUAGCGAUCUCUCGCUUGAAAGCCGGUUGCAACUUGCAAUUAUGGAUUGCUGACUCACUUUCUUUCUCUAAUUUUGCCGUUUUACGAAUAAUACAGUAGAGCCGGCCGUUCGCCGUUUUUACAACUCAAAACCAGGUUGUAAACCUCUGCCUUCUCUUUCAGAUUUUUUUAUACUGAAAAAGUUAUGAAAAGAGCAAAAUUUGACAUAUUAUUUUCGCUGAGCCGUCGGCGGUCAGUUCAGGUUCUGAUUUUUAUUGGGAUACUAUACAUUUUUUUGGUGAGUUUUGAAUUUCCCUUCAUUUUCGAAUAUGGGUUUGACUCUGUUUCUCAAGAGGGAUUUUCUGGUAAGAGUAAUGGGCUUCCUAAGUCCAACUCCAUGUUAGAGAGCGAGGAAAAUUUGGAUGAAAAAGAUGCCCGCAAUCGCCCGCUUGAUGUUCCAUAUCAGUCUAAACCCGAAAGAAGAAAUAAAGAGUUGGUUAAAUCCCGGGUGUCGAGCUUGAAUUUGAGUGCAGGGACCGAAUGGUCAAGCUCGGAAAAUGGGAUUUUGAAGUCUGCUAGAGAGGCUGUUAAAAUUGGGGAAAAACUUUGGCAAGAGCUCGAGUUGUUCGGGAAAAAUAGAGGCAGCAGUAUUAAUAAUACAAAUGGUAGUAAUAAUAGUAAUAAAAGUGAGGAGUGCCCACAAUAUUUGUCUAUAUCUGCCGAUGUUAUCUGGAAGAAUGAGAGAGUGAUGGUUUUGCCAUGUGGGUUGACGUUGGGAUCGCAUAUUACUGUGGUCGGAAAGCCGAGGGUGGCACAUAUGGAGACUGACCCGAAGAUUUCUCUGUUGAAGGAGGGGCAAUAUGCGAUGGUUUCGCAGUUUAUGAUGGAGUUGCAGGGGUUGAAAACGGUGGACGGGGAGGACCCACCAAGGAUUCUGCAUUUUAAUCCCCGGUUAAAGGGCGAUUGGAGUGGGAAACCUGUGAUUGAGCAUAACACUUGUUAUAGGAUGCAGUGGGGGACAGCACAGCGGUGCGAGGGGUGGAAGUCCCGGGAUGAUGAUGAGUCUGUUGAUGGCUUGCCAAAAUGUGAAAAGUGGAGUAGAGAUGAGAAUGAUGGCUCGGAGCAAUCAAAAGCUACAUGGUGGUUAAAUCGAUUAAUUGGGCGAACAAAGAAGGUUUCUAUUGAUUGGCCAUUUCCAUUCACAGAAGACAAGUUAUUUGUCCUUACACUUAGUGCUGGCUUGGAGGGUUACCAUGUCCAAGUUGAUGGGAGGCACGUCACCUCCUUUCCGUAUCGCAUUGGGUUUGCGCUUGAGGAUGCCACUGGACUAUAUUUGAAUGGGGACAUUGAUGUCCAUUCUAUUUUUGCCGCUUCCUUGCCCGCCUCACAUCCCAGUUUUGCUCCUCAGAAACAUCUUGACAUGGAUAACAGAUGGAAGGCUCCACCUAUUCCAGAUGGGCCUGUUGAACUGUUUGUUGGUAUUCUUUCAGCAGGCAACCACUUCGCUGAAAGAAUGGCCGUGAGGAAGUCUUGGAUGCAGCAUAAGCUAAUCAUAUCUUCCAACGUUGUUGCUCGUUUCUUUGUAGCACUGCAUGCAAGAAAAGAAGUGAAUGUGGAAUUAAAAAAUGAAGCUGAGUUCUUUGGUGACAUUGUCAUAGUACCAUACAUGGACAACUAUGACCUUGUCAUCUUGAAAACUGUUGCCAUCUGUGAAUAUGGGGUUAAAGCAGCAUCUUCCAAGUAUAUUAUGAAGGGUGAUGAUGACACAUUUGUGAGGGUGGAUGCAGUUGUUGAGGAAGCAAGGAAAAUAUCUGAGAACAAGAGCUUGUACAUUGGAAAUAUAAAUUACUAUCAUAAGCCCCUACGCAGCGGUAAAUGGGCAGUGACGUAUGAGGAAUGGCCAGAGGAAAAUUAUCCACCAUAUGCUAAUGGGCCGGGCUACAUUAUCUCAUCAGACAUUGCAAGCUAUAUAGUUUCAGAGUUCGAGAAGCGUAGAUUAAGGUUGUUUAAAAUGGAGGACGUGAGCAUGGGAAUGUGGGUGGAGAAAUUUAAUAGCUCGAGACCUGUAGAGUACGUACAUAGCUUGAAGUUCUGCCAGUUUGGAUGUAUACAAGAUUAUAUUACGGCUCACUACCAGUCUCCGAGGCAGAUGAUCUGUAUGUGGAACAAAUUGCAGCCGCUGGGCUGGCCUGUAUGCUGCAACAUGAGAUGAUCCUUGAGACUACGCGUAAUGUAAAGAUCAUAGGACCCGUGGAACUGAGAUGAACAAAUUUUGCAGUGAUCAAAGGUACCUUGUAGAUCUUACGAAUCGUGUAUAUACAUCUGGAGCUGUAUAGGCUUCAUAAGAUUCGGUUUUCUCUGAAAGUGUCGUCUAGUUUCAUCUUACUGAUGGAAAAGAUGUUAGGGGUAAAUAGAAUCAUAGCAGCAAGCGAAAAGGAGUAUAAAAUUACAGAUUUUUCUGUUUAGUUUUCUCUUGUUAGCCUUAAUGCACUCUUCAUCUGUACAUAAAAUUAUUCCCCCCGUUAAAGAAUUGGAAUUUCAGGCUUUUUUUU
This is a messenger RNA of Olea europaea var. sylvestris, 2702 nucleotides long. Its product is annotated as hydroxyproline O-galactosyltransferase GALT6-like. Lineage: Eukaryota; Viridiplantae; Streptophyta; Magnoliopsida; Lamiales; Oleaceae. The record is from RefSeq and is a predicted model, not a curated record. Gene Ontology annotation, molecular function: galactosyltransferase activity; carbohydrate binding. The transcript is spliced from 7 exons. The coding region runs from base 356 to 2362 and encodes 668 amino acids. Gene Ontology annotation, cellular component: Golgi membrane.